GCGGGGUCGAGACGAACACGUCAUACUUCACUGAUGAUGGUAAUGGUAGAAACAGUCUGCCUAUCUAUCAGACCGACUUCAUACGAAAUCCAAUAUUUAACAUGGGUAUUAGUGAGAGCAGGAUGCUCUCAGGCAAACUCAAUUUCGCCUGUAUCGAGGCAGAGGCACAGGGUCGUGGUAAUAUAAUUGAUCUCCUUUCUGAUGAUGAGUUCACCGAUAUCUUAAGGGGACUCUGGCAAAAUAUGUCUCCAGCGCACAGAAAAAGCAUCCAAAGACACACUAAGUUACCAAGAAAGUCCCGAUCAAAACCGCAACCACGAAACACAAAUGUCUUACUCAAAUAUUCUUCCGAAUGGGGGGAUAAUAUCAGAAGCUUUCUUGAAGCAGGGAGAGAAAUCAACAUAGGCUCAUCUCAUCCAGUAGCCGAUUCGUACAACUUCCUUUCGCGGUUGGAAGAGCGCGAAGAAAUAAAUCUCUGGCAUGUACGGUUCCUUGAGGUCAUCUUCCAUCAUCUUUUAAAGGAACUGUGCGGUUCAUAUAAACGGUCAGAAGAUGUCCGGAAAGCUAUAGCAAUCAUACAAGCAUCUGGAGCUGUUGAUGAUGACGCUAUUCUAAUUGAGAAACGUGUUCUCUCCUGGGGUGACGUUGGACGGAGACUAGAACUACUCUGUUUUGAGCUCAAAUACAACCGGCAUCCAUGGGAUGAAUCUUUGAUCGACCAGAUGGAGGAUAAAAAACAUCUGGGGCUGCUAUUUCGUCUGCCCCUACAUGUAAGGGAUGAUUAGUGACAUGAAAAGGCUUCCUCUCAAUAGUGGCCCAAGAAGAGAUCGGAAAAUUCAAGAACUAAAGUGCUUUGAUUUGAGUUC
Aspergillus homomorphus CBS 101889 is the source of this 866-nucleotide messenger RNA. RefSeq lists its product as uncharacterized. The record is from RefSeq and is a predicted model, not a curated record. Bases 102 to 785 code for a protein of 227 amino acids. NCBI's taxonomy places the organism in Eukaryota, Fungi, Ascomycota, Eurotiomycetes, Eurotiales, Aspergillaceae. The transcript has 3 exons.